GUCGAGAACGACGCGGCGAACCUGAGGGGGGAAAACGCUGAUGAGCUUCUGACGAUGAGGUCAACAACGAGGCGCUUGAGCUCCUGCCCUUAUCACCCACAAAGCACACAUUUUGGAAAUCUCCCACCUCCCCCACCUCCUUCCCUCCCUCCCUCACUCUUACAAUACACUUCUCCUCCUUCCAUCUACCUGCGACACCCACACGGCACACGAUCCGAAUUCCGCUGCCUGGGCUUCCUCUGCACAUUUCACAGUUCGUUUUCCUCUCCUCGCUCGCUCUUCGUCCGAGGCCUUUGUUCAGGCACCGUGUGAGAGAGAGUUCUGCACGACACCAACAAGGCGCGACACCAUAUCAUCAUCACGACCU
This is a messenger RNA of Westerdykella ornata, 367 nucleotides long. RefSeq lists its product as uncharacterized. The transcript has a single exon. The record is from RefSeq and is a predicted model, not a curated record. Bases 55 to 312 code for a protein of 85 amino acids. Lineage: Eukaryota; Fungi; Ascomycota; Dothideomycetes; Pleosporales; Sporormiaceae.